AUGCUUCCAUUCGUCCCCUUCCCUCGCGGCCAGUUUCGACAACGGUCAUCAGUCAACCGGCAGCAUAAGGCUCCUUUGCACAGUCAGACGAUCGCUACCUCAACGACGAUGCCUCUCAUCGCCCGUCAUUCGACGAAUUAUUCUCAAGGCCUACCGCAGACAGCACGAGAUAUUUUUAUUCCUGGCUAUGAUACUUGGCAUCUCAAGCCGCCCCCCAUUCUCGGAGAAUCAUCCGUCUUUCCAAAGGCGCAGCGGCGUUGCUCCCAGGACUGGUUCCGGGCUCCAUCGGAAUCCGACGAGGAUAUCGGUCUGUUUCGGACUCCUUCUAUUCCAUCUUCUACCAACAUCGCCCCGGACUCGGAGGCCUUCCGCAAACUGCUGGAGGACAGCCUUCGAAUCGACCAUGGGAUAGAGGCGCGAUGCAAUGCCAAGGCGGGUUUGCGCGUCCGGAGCAUAUCAUCCGAUUAUCCUUCGCGGGGGUUCAACUCACCGCAGGUCGAAUCACCCACCUCCACGAUCCGCAUCAACAGACUGAGCUUCUCCAACCUCUCUAGAUUCGGUCACACGAAUGAUCGCUUGUCCAAUCUCAAAUCAAGUCCUCCGACAUCACCCUCGCAGGACAUGAAAGCGGUCACCAGUGGUAUCAAGGCCCACGAUGCCACGACCGCUGCCAUCUCUAAAUGGCAAGCGAGAUCGCAGCCACGGCCGCGGAUCAACUCAUCGUACAAUCAAUACGAGCUACCGGACAGCUCAGAUAUUGGGCCCAGUGAUUCGCUAUCGCACAAGGGACUGUUCAGCACUGAGACUCCGACCUCGGCUUUCACCGACCCGGACGACGCGACCGAUGGCAGGGGACAGCCCUGGAGCAGUGGCAUUGCCUUUGGCAACCAGUGCGACGGUCCUGCGGACGCGCAUGACGAUAGCCCCGCUGUGAUGAGCGCAUCAGGGCCCGUGAUGGGCUCCUCGGAAGCCACGCCGUCGGCUGCACUGCAAUCAAAACGCAAGGCCUCGCAGUUCUCCCUCAGAAGCCUCGGCAGAUCCCUCUCCAAGCGUCAUCAAAUUUCGGGGGUUCGCAAGUGGGCCAGCACCGUCUGCCACGGCGGCACUCGCCGCAUUAACGAAGCAUACAGGCGGCUGAGGCUGAAGAAUGAGAGGGAGCUCCAUCAGUUCGAGGCUUAG
Drechmeria coniospora is the source of this 1179-nucleotide messenger RNA. RefSeq lists its product as uncharacterized. Bases 1 to 1179 code for a protein of 392 amino acids. NCBI's taxonomy places the organism in Eukaryota, Fungi, Ascomycota, Sordariomycetes, Hypocreales, Ophiocordycipitaceae. The transcript is spliced from 2 exons. The record is from RefSeq and is a predicted model, not a curated record.